Molecule: messenger RNA, 780 nt
Organism: Morchella importuna
Lineage: Eukaryota; Fungi; Ascomycota; Pezizomycetes; Pezizales; Morchellaceae
Exons: 1
Coding region: 1-780 (259 amino acids)
Source: RefSeq, a predicted model, not a curated record
AUGUGCAAAUUCAACCAAGAAAUCCACGUCUGCGGACACAUCACCUACGCCCUCCACUCCGCCUGUCCAAACCACACACAAGCCCGCAGCCUCACCGGCCAAUCCACCUGCUCUUUAAUCCCCACCACCACCCACUUCGUCCCCAGCUCCUUCAUCCACCAAACCACCACUCUCCUCGACACCAGCUGCAGCUCGCCAAGCUGCUUCUACACAGUCGAGAGCGACCCCUUCCAUUGUGACGCUCCCAAAAUCCCAAAGACCACCCCCGCGGGUCCCGCACUCCCUCCAUCAAUCCCAUCCUUUAGCAUUCCCAUCAACCUCAGCCCCGCCGGCGGCCCCUCUCUCUUCGACGAGCUUCUGAUCGUAGACCCAACUCUCAGCUUCGUGGAGUCCAUCCAGCUCGAGCUCCACUCCCCCGUGGGUGGCGCUCUUGGCUCGCGUAAAACACACCCGAUGCGGGCCGGGCGCGCAGGAACGGGCGGCGAUAUGACGCCGAGGGGUGCGGGUGGCUAUCAGAAGCUUAGCCGCCACAUGGUGGAGAGGCGGUCCACGAGGGUAUGUUAUUCGGGGAGCCCGGUGUCCGUGAGGGCAAAGAGAUUGUGUGAUAUCGCGCGUACGGGUGGUAAGAGGAAGAGAGUUCUUGGCGGUAGGUAUGUGAAGAGGAGACGUGUGGCGGUUUCGAAGGGUGAUGAGGAGGCGUUGACGUGUGGGUUUGAGGCAUUGAGUUUUCAGGAAGAGGAGGAGGAGGAGUAUGAGUUGCCGAUGGAGCUUGUUGUUUGA